This is a messenger RNA of Trichoderma atroviride IMI 206040, 1401 nucleotides long. RefSeq lists its product as uncharacterized. NCBI's taxonomy places the organism in Eukaryota, Fungi, Ascomycota, Sordariomycetes, Hypocreales, Hypocreaceae. The record is from RefSeq and is a predicted model, not a curated record.
AUGUCUUCAUUUCAACUGUUCCCUCUGCUGCCCCUAGAAAUCCGCUCCAAUAUAUACCUUCUUGCCACACCGCCUCGGAUUGUCCAUCUCCAUCAACAAGUCGAGAAUUUUCAAGAUUUCGGCAAGAGACUACCGCACAUUACAAUCGCGGAGCGUAAUCUGCGCCCAGAUAUUGAUUAUUCUUCCUUCCGUCAUCUCCUUCUCCAAGCAUCGGCCGUUCUGCGUCGUCAAAGACGAAGAUUCUUCAAACAAACCAAGCUCGAAGCAUACGGAUUCACCAGCAAUAAGCGGGCGCAAUUCUCUUGGGAGUUUGAAUCCAUCGUCCCGUUUGAGAUGCUCAUGCAAAUUCCCACAUUGGCAUUUCACCUGUACCGAAGAGAGACCAUCUCCUGCCAAGCAGCCAUUCCGCCGCUUCUCCAUACUUGCUCCGAGUCACGUUCAUUUCUCAUCAGGUACGGCUAUCAGCUUGCGUUUCCUUCCACAGCCCCAGGCCCACAAACCUGGUUCCAUUUUGAGCAAGAUGUAUUGCUACUUGACGACGAAAUUGACUGCCCUGAUGCCGAUCCACACAAUGAGAAGGAGAAGGAAAUUGCAAGAAUCUUGCAUACGUUUCACCAUUUCAGACCUCGAGAUAUAAGUCGCGUUCAGCGAUUGGCAUUGGCCAUACCUACCCACUCUAACCGUAUAUUUCUUGGGCACAAGCUCAACCCGGACCUCAAAGAACUCAUCCUGGUCGAGUGGCGUCCUAGCGAGUCUGAGCAAGCACUGCGUCAGUCAAUUGUGGACUCAACUCUACUUGGUCCAGCAACCAUCUCUCAGGUUUAUUCCAAGGGAGAGCACUUUUGCAUGAUACCAAUCGAGGAAACUGAUGCUCUAUGGACUACAUUGGAGUUGGAUGUGUUUGGUGUCCGGGGACACUGGUUCUAUGAAACUUCAGGAGAUGCGAAACAACUCAAAAAGCAUAAGCUUGCAAAUGGUUUCCAUAGCCAUUUUAUAAAAGACGUAUUGGGCCAGUUAAGAGAAGAAUACGAGCAGCAGAAGGGAAUAAUCGAAUAUAAUAACAAGGAAUUUUGCAAUUCUCCCCGGAGUUUUCCGCUGAAAGCCGAGGAGUACCCACCAUGGAGCAUUCGUCAGAUACGUUUUGCGCAUAUUUGCACACCAUCCACUGCUGAGAGAAUAAUGGAGAACCGUUUGACAUUCAUGAAACAAUUUACUAAGCUGGCAGCGGAUGCAGCGCGGGGGGGAGAUGGGCAUGAUCUCUCAUGGACUAGGCAGCAUCGUCUGCCGCAUCCCUUUGUCCUUCAGAGACACAGUAACUGGCCUGAAGUUGAGGAAUCACAGCAUAGCAUAGAAUUAGAAUGGUGGAUAAAGAAUGGGCUCCCUGCGGUUGGUGGCUUCUAG